Molecule: messenger RNA, 2655 nt
Organism: Eleginops maclovinus (Patagonian blennie)
Lineage: Eukaryota; Metazoa; Chordata; Actinopteri; Perciformes; Eleginopidae
Gene: tyr
Product: tyrosinase
Biological process (GO): melanin biosynthetic process; pigmentation
Molecular function (GO): tyrosinase activity
Source: RefSeq, a predicted model, not a curated record
CAGAGGGAGAGGUGGAAGGAGGUUUGUUGGAGGGUUGGAUGGUGGCAUAGAGGGGAAGCAAGCUUCAGAAAUCUCCAAGCUCCUACCUUUGAGGAAGAAAUCUACCCCUCUGUGCUACUUUUGAGCCUUUUUCAGCUACAGUCUGGGAAGGUAUCAGGCUUUGUUGUGAACAUCUUCUUAGCAGUACUUUGAAUUCCCACUGUAGCUAAGACUGGAGCUUUCAUCAUGAGGAACUUGUACAUAUCUGUAGUUCUGCUGCAGCUCAUCGGGACUUGUUUAUGCCAAUACCCUCGCCCUUGCGCCAACUCAGAGGGACUACGGACCAAAGAGUGUUGUCCGGUGUGGGAUGGUGAUGGCUCAGCUUGUGGUGCCAUGUCAGGCCGUGGUUUCUGCACAGAGGUGGAGGUCUCCGAAGAGCCUCAUGGGCCCCAGUACCCACACAGUGGGAUUGACGACAGAGAGCGUUGGCCUUUAGCUUUCUUUAACCGGACUUGUCAUUGUGCUGGAAACUAUGGAGGUUAUAAUUGCGGCGAAUGCAGGUUUGGUUACUGGGGUUCAAACUGUGCUGAGUACAGGGAGUCUGUGCGCAGGAACAUCCUGACCAUGUCACCGGCUGAGCAACAGAAGUUCAUCUCUUAUCUGAACCUGGCAAAGAAUACCAUCAACCGUGACUAUGUGAUCUCAACGGCAACAAGAGCAGAGAUGGGUGAAAACGGUGAGAACCCCAUGUUCUCUGACAUCAACUCCUAUGAUCUGUUUGUGUGGAUGCACUACUACGUGUCCCGGGAUGCCUUCUUGGGAGGGCCAGGGAACGUGUGGAGAGACAUUGACUUUGCCCAUGAAUCUGCUGCAUUUCUACCCUGGCACCGAGUCUACCUGCUCCACUGGGAGAAUGAGAUAAGAAAGCUGACUGGAGAUUUUAACUUCACCAUUCCAUACUGGGACUGGAGGGAUGCCCAGACCUGUGAGGUAUGCACCGACGCUCUGAUGGGCGGCCGCAGCCCCCUCAAUCCCAACCUCAUCAGCCCUGCUUCAGUCUUCUCCUCAUGGAAGGUGAUCUGCACCGAUCCCGAAGAGUACAACAGUAGAGAGGCCUUGUGUAACGCCACAGGAGAGGGUCCAUUGCUGCGCAACCCAGGCAACCAUGACCGCAACCGUGUGCCGAGACUCCCCACAACAGCUGAUGUGGAUUUCACUGUGGGCCUCUCUGAGUACGAGUCGGGAUCCAUGGACAGAUUCGCCAAUAGGAGCUUCAGAAACGUCGUAGAGGGCUUUGCCAGUCCGACGUCAGGUAUGGCAGUGCCAGGCCAGAGCACCAUGCACAACGCCUUGCAUGUCUUCAUGAACGGCUCCAUGUCCUCAGUGCAGGGUUCAGCCAACGACCCCAUAUUCCUGCUGCACCAUGCUUUUAUUGACAGCAUCUUUGAGCGCUGGCUCAGAACCCACCAGCCUCUCCGCACCCACUACCCACGUUCCAAUGCCCCCAUCGGCCACAAUGAUGGUUACUACAUGGUGCCCUUCAUGCCUCUUAGAAACGGAGACUACUUCCUGUCCAAUAAGGCUCUAGGAUUUGAGUAUGCCUACCUGUUGGACCCUGGCCAGAGGUUUGUUCAGGAGUAUCUGACGCCAUACCUCGAGCAGGCCCAGCAAAUCUGGCAGUGGCUGCUGGGAGCUGGGAUCCUCGGGGCAUUGAUCGCUGCAAUACUUGCUGCAGUGCUUAUUGUUGCGAGAAGGAAGUGGAAGCGUAACCAGAGGAGGAAGAGGGUGCCGAGCUUUGGAGAGAGACAGCCAUUACUGCAGAGCAGCUCAGAGGAAGGCUCAUCUUCAUAUCAGACUACUCUCUAACUCGCACUGAUACUGUAAACACACACACACACACACACACACACACACACACACAUACAACAUGAACUAUUAGGGACCGUAUUUUUUUAUGAAGCAAGUAAACCCAGGUGCAAGGUAGAAUGUGUUAUUGAGCUCGAGUGGAAUAUUUUAAAACAGUAUCUAGCAGAUCAUUUUUCUGUGUCCUUGAAUUUGAGAUAAUUACUGCCAAAACGAUGGCAUCCCGAUACAGUGCAGUUAAUUUAAUUAUGGUAAAAGAAUGGAUAAAUGUCGGCAACAUGUCUUAGAAGAAACAAGAGUGAGGUUUAAAAAGUUUACCAAAAAUAGCAUUUUCAUAUAUAUAUAUUUUGGUAUUACGGUGAACAAAACCUUUGAAGAGAGGGACCAAAUCAAAUUGAGAUUGUGGACAAGAAACAGGUACCCAACAUCUGGGAAAUACUCCAAUAGUUCAUACUUCCACCAGAUAUUUAAAAAAAUAUUUUGACCUCAAACCUAUCAAUUGUUGUUCGAUUGUUCAAUUAUAAAAUCAAUCUUUUGUCAGCGUUAAAAUGAACAUGGAAGUAUUUUCUACAGUUCACCACAGUGUUUUCUUAUAUUUGUACAUUGACUUGUGUCAGCUUUCCUUUGAGUACAUUUACUGAAAUGAUUUCUCUCAAUGAAAGUCUCCCACAUGCUCUCUUGUGUGAUACCGAUGGUGCUAAAGGACCACAGCAGUGUGCUUUGAGAAGAGACUGUGAUCAGAGGAGUAUGAGGCAUCGUGAUUACAAAUCAUGAGUUGUGUACUGUAUGCUGCAUUAAAAUCUAACAAUAAGA